AUGGGACGAUUAAGUGCGACAACAACGGUUUUUACAGUGUUGAUCUGUUUUGCUGUCUUCAGUGGAUCGGAGGGCGGUUUUUUGGAUUGGUUUCGCAGCAACAAAAACAAGGGUCAUGACGUGUGUCGCGUCGAGUUCGAAGUUCUAGAUCCGCAAGGAUUACGUCUCUGGACGGCUCAAAAGCCAGAAAUGAGAGGUUUCGGUGUAGAGCUAUUCAUUAAUCCUAUCCAUGGACGAAAACAGCAGCAGUGCAACGUUUGUCGCAACACAAGCGAGAUUACGCAUGGAAAGUUUUUCUUACAAGAUGAAAAUGUAAUCGUCAAGAGCGGUGACAUUCUGGAGUACGUUAUUAUCACUAACAACGGAAAGACAGUUCAGCGGCACAAACCGAGAAAAUUGAUUGUGGAUGAUUAUUUAAUAAAACCGAAAGGAAAAUGUGCGUGUCCACUUGGGGCUGUUACACCGUCCACUCCGACCGACACCGCCAAACAGGUGUUCGAUGAACCUACAGACGAAAUUGCAUUACUCGAGCGUAUCCUCGAACGGGUAUCGAAAAAGUGUGCAGAGGGAAUCAUGUCCAACUUUCUGUUCCUACAAACAGAUCGCGUGGAUGGCCCAACAAACGAUUUGAAGCAGGUCGUACGUGACUACUUCCAGAAGAAGGACGCACUUAAGCCUCUGGCAGAUACGAUCCUGUCUGCGGAGGACGGAUCCGAUGGAAUUGUAUUUCGAGUGAAAAGCAUUAUAGAUAAGUUGAAGAUUUUGGAGCUUGCCCGACAGGAUAGCGACAUAUUGGAUUACGAUAAGCUAACAGCUAUCGAUGAUUUCGACAUUCGAGCCUCGUUUGACGAAGCAUCGUAAAAACAAUAA
Molecule: messenger RNA, 870 nt
Organism: Anopheles nili
Lineage: Eukaryota; Metazoa; Arthropoda; Insecta; Diptera; Culicidae
Exons: 2
Coding region: 1-861 (286 amino acids)
Molecular function (GO): carbohydrate binding
Source: RefSeq, a predicted model, not a curated record